This is a messenger RNA of Ilex paraguariensis (yerba mate), 519 nucleotides long. The record is from the annotation of a GenBank genome assembly. Lineage: Eukaryota; Viridiplantae; Streptophyta; Magnoliopsida; Aquifoliales; Aquifoliaceae.
AUGGAUGCCUCCUCAAAGAUGAUGAUGCUCUUAUCUCCCGUCUCAACCUCACUGCCUUCCCUGCACCGCCAUAGGUACAGUCUGUUGCACAGAAGAACAGGAGGGUCCCAUGUACCACUCAAGCUCAAGGUUCAAGCCAUGGCAAAAGAGAGUAGUGAAACUGACAAUGGAAUUGCUGAGAAAGCAGCGAUUGUUGGUGGAUUGGUCUCCACCCCAGUGAUUGCUUGGUCUCUCUACACCCUCAAGACGACCGGCUGCGGCCUACCGCCCGGACCGGGUGGCUCAAUCGGUGCACUUGAGGGUCUGAGCUAUCUGGUUGUUGUGGGGAUUGUGGCUUGGUCGUUGUACACCAAGACCAAAACUGGCUCAGGUUUACCUAAUGGGCCUUUUGGGUUGUUGGGAGCUGUGGAAGGAUUGUCUUACUUGUCAUUGCUUGCCAUUGUUGUUGUGUUUGCGUUGCAGUUCUUUGAGAAUGGUUCCAUCCCCGGCCCACUUCCCACUGACCAGUGCUUCGGCUGA